AUGUCACAGCAAGAGGGGCCAGGACCCGACGAGAUGGAUCUCUUACCCACCGGCGCAGCUCUCGCAGGACAAGCGCAAGGACCCGACGAGAUGGAUCUCUUACCCACCGGCGCAGCUCCCGCAGGGCAACAGGAAGGGGAUGCAUUUGCCGAGAUGGAUACCUCGCCGAUUGGCGCAUCUCUAACAGGACCAGAGACUGUGCAAGUGGAAGGGUGUUCGGACAGCCACAUACCGAGCCUCAGCCAACAGCCGACACCAGCAAGUACCGCUCCUCUGAGACCAAAUGCACCCCGAGUUCCUCCGAACCCCCGGGCCCAAGAGACCGAGAAGCCUGUCGCACCGCCGUCAACAUCCCUUCCCUUCGUGCAUUGCAGCAUCCUCCAGUACUUGAUUGACCGUACCGAAGCCAGGGUCAAGCCAACUCAAAAGCAGAAGGACGCCAUUUUUGUCAAGCACAACUGGAUCGCGGGAAAGUUCACCUUCCAGGCCUCUCUCAAGGGCAUCUGGCAACUGUUCAAGACCAUCGAUCACUCCAUCGAUAAACAAGGCUUCAGCAUCACGGCGAAAAACUCCCUCGAUGCCGACGAGUACGAACACCUGGCGAAUGCGUACGCUCGCGCCUUCAACACCAACCGAAACCACCGCACCACCUCCAUCAAGGUGUUCGUAUGGGUCAACCUCGAGCGUUUAAAACAGCAGGGCGAAUCUGACCCUAAACUCGCGGACAUGAUUGCCGAUGCCAUCGCCACUGGCACGGCAUGUGAGGCCUUUCUCCUCACGCUAUUCCAGUGGCAGCACCUCGGAAUCCUCCUCAUCCCCUACGAAAUCCUCCACCGGCCUGAAAAGAAACUCAGACGACCUGGCGCCCCAACCCUAUCCAAAUGGGGCAAGGCCCGCAUCCAGAUGAUGACAGAAGUCUACAGUAUCUACGCGGACAUGCCAUCCAUGCGACUAUUUCUGGCCGAAUUCGGUCCCUACCUAGAAGACCUCCUCCUCCCGACUUUCGUCGACAGUUCGAUGAUAAGGUACCAUUUCUGUCAACUCCUCGAACGCAAAUUCUCCAACAUGCUCGGAAAUCGAUCGGCGAAAGAGUGGCUCGAAUCCGACACCGACACGCAUUCCUCCUUGCCGGACAUCCUCUUCCGCACCGAAGGCCAUGACCAUGUCCGUUUCGAUGUUGGGUCCAUCAACGUCUCGAUACCAAGAAUGGCAAUGUUCAGUCUCAUACCCGAGGCCUCGUUGCAGCCCGAAAUCAUGGACCUCCUUGUCCAUUCCGUGUCGUCCCCGUGCGAAGAUAUCGUCUACAUCGAUUCGCUAGACAUCUUCCAGCCCAAACCAACUGGUUACGAAUGGGACCCGCAAAUAAAAGAGAUUGUAUUUUCACAUAUCGAUAUCGACAGCCGUGGUUGGGUGGCGGUUAGGGUCGAGACGACGUCUCAUCCGCCAACUGUGCGGAUAAUGCACCCUCUGCGUUCUGAUCCGGGAUUAAGCAAGAGUCGUUUACCCCCAUCAAGAUUGACCCAAGCAGUCCGAGAGGUCCUAGAAAGACAGGCUAUACAUCUCUCCAACUCAUCUCUCAUCCUAUACCAGGACUGCACGAAUACGCCCUCGUCUUCCGAUAGUGGGAUUAUCAUAGCAAGGACUUGCAUGGAUCUGGUCUCACAAGGUUCGAGCGGACGUCAAAGUACGAGUGUGGCACCUAUGAGCAGGGAGGCUAUUGAAGAAGCCAGGCUAGAAUUUUAUAGCAUAUUGGAUUCGCUGAGGGUGAAGGGAGAGGAUGAGCUCGAAAGCAGUGGCCCGGAGGACACUGAAUUUUCGGAUUCUUGA
Molecule: messenger RNA, 1827 nt
Organism: Drepanopeziza brunnea f. sp. 'multigermtubi' MB_m1
Lineage: Eukaryota; Fungi; Ascomycota; Leotiomycetes; Helotiales; Drepanopezizaceae
Source: RefSeq, a predicted model, not a curated record